AUGUCUGCCCCAGCAACAGCUGAACACGACACCAGCGACCUCCAGAAGGAGGAGCCUAUCCAGCAGGAGCACGCCGGUCACACAUAUGUUGAGCCCAAAGGCCGCAAGAUCUUCGGCAUCCGCAUGCCGUUGUAUCGUGCUCCCUUGACUCAAAUAUGGAUUGUCGCCUUCAUCCUCUUUCUCAACCCUGGAAUGUAUAAUGCCUUGGCCGGACUGGGAGGUGCCGGUCAGGUCGAUGCGACAGUGCAGAACAAUGCUGGAGUCGGAUUGCACACAACCUUUGCCGUGUUCGGAUUCAUUGCUGGUGUUGCAAACAAUUAUCUUGGUAUCAAGUGGACGAUGGCUAUUGGAGGAACGGGAUAUGCACUAUACAGCGCUGCAUUCCUUUGCUACAAUCAUACCCAGAAUGAGGGAUUCGUUAUCUUCAGCGGCGCUUAUCUAGGAUUUUGUGCCGCUUUCCUGUGGUGUGCUCAGGGCGUUGUUAUGAUGAGCUAUCCCACUGAAGGACAACGUGGCCGUGCCAUUGCCAUCACCUGGUUCGUCUUCAACCUGGGUGCUGUGAUUGGUGCUGCUGUUACUGCAGGUCAGAACUGGAACGUAAAGAGCGGCCACGUAACUGACGGUACCUAUGUUGCCUUUAUUGUGCUGGAAGCUGCGGGUGCUGUUCUCUGCUGCUUUUUGGCUAGGAGCGAGAGCAUUGUCAGAGUUGAUGGAACAAGGGUGCAGAAAGUGGUACAUCCCAGCCUCAAGAGCGACAUUAUUGGUCUCUGGACAACCCUGAGGAACGACUUGUGGGUUUUGCUGCUGUUUCCCAUGUUCUUUGCCAGCAACUACUUCUACACUUAUCAAUUCAAUGAUAUGAACGCGUAUUGGUUCUCGACCCGAACACGAGCUUUCAACAACAUCUUCUACUGGGUUGCUCAGAUGAUUGGUGCCGGUCUGUUCGGUGCAUUCCUCGACUACUCCAAGAUCAGCCGCCGAAAUCGUGCCCUCAUCGGCUGGGGAGUCAUGUUCGUCCUCGUCAACGCGAUCUGGGGUGGUGGUCUAAAAUUUCUUCUCCAAACCCACCGCUCCAAGCCGUCACCGCUCAUGGAUGUCUUUGAUUCCGGUUACUUCUGGUACUUAUUUUUAUACAUGUGGUACGGGUUCCUCGAUGCUCUGUGGCAGAGCUAUUCGUAUUACACCAUGGGUGCCAUGACAAACAGUCCAAAGAAGCUUGCCUACUAUGCUGGCUUCUACAAGUCAAUCCAGGCCGUUGGCGCCACUAUCAUCAGCAGACUCGACGCCCUCAAAUAUCCAUAUGCCAACUUGUUUGCGUCCUCUUGGGCUUUGAUGGCGGGUAGUCUGCUCGUUGCCUUGCCCGUAUAUCUUUGGCGUAUCAAGGACACUGAGCUGACAGACAGCGAUUUCGACGACGCUAGCCUUGAGGGUGUCGAGGCUCCUGAGACAAUCGAGGGCGAGCAUGGCCAUGAGAAAUCUCACCAUCAUACUCAUUCGACUGUUAGUGGCAGUGGACAACCGGCCACGCUUCCAGCCACGGGGCCGAUGGGCGUUAUGGGUGCUGCCAGCGAUGCGGCAGAGCUAGGUGAUCAGCCCAUCAGUGCUAAGUAA
This is a messenger RNA of Phaeoacremonium minimum UCRPA7, 1611 nucleotides long. RefSeq names its product putative duf895 domain membrane protein. NCBI's taxonomy places the organism in Eukaryota, Fungi, Ascomycota, Sordariomycetes, Togniniales, Togniniaceae. Bases 1 to 1611 code for a protein of 536 amino acids. The record is from RefSeq and is a predicted model, not a curated record. The transcript has 5 exons.